Messenger RNA from Myotis myotis, 1486 nucleotides. RefSeq names its product spermatogenesis associated 25 (gene SPATA25). Gene Ontology annotation, biological process: spermatogenesis. The record is from RefSeq and is a predicted model, not a curated record. Bases 16 to 702 code for a protein of 228 amino acids. The transcript is spliced from 2 exons. NCBI's taxonomy places the organism in Eukaryota, Metazoa, Chordata, Mammalia, Chiroptera, Vespertilionidae.
CGCUUUGGGGUAGCCAUGUCCUAUUUCAUGUCUCCACAAACUCAUCUAGGUCUUCUGCCUUCCGGCCAAGGUGAGACUGCUUCUAGAGGCUCAUCUCUUGGCCCCUAUAGUCCUGUAGAGCCAGUGGUGGUGGCCUCUGGUGGACGAGGCCAACUGAACCAGAAAACUGAGCAGGUGGUACCUGCUGUCCAGGCCUGGGGCCCAACUCUGGCAGUGCCGGAAGCCAGGGGCUGCCCUGGGGGGCCUAGCUGGGAGACACUGCGGCAGAAGGAGUACGGCCGAUACUGCCACAAGUUCCCCCAUGUGAAGCAGCCUGAGAGCUUGGGCUGGGAGGAUGGCUGCUCCAGAAGCAGAGCUCCCCACCUGGGUGGCUCCAGCAGGCCUGGGCCCCUACUACUGUGCGGGCUAUCACCAGGAGUUGUGCCGAAGCCCUCUGAGGCAGGGGGAAAGGAGGCCGGCUCCCAGCCCGACAUCUGCAUCCUUACCCUGGCCAUGAUGAUUGCUGGCAUCCCCACCGUGCCAGUCCCAGGCCUGCGGGAAGAGGACCUAAUCCGGGCGGCUCAAGCUUUCAUGAUGGCCCAUCCAGAGCCAGAGGGGGCUGUGGAGGGGGUGCAGUGGGGGCAGGUGCAUGCCCGCACAGCCUCUGGGCACAUGCCCCUAGUGAGAUCCAGGAGGGGCCAGCCUCCUGGCUCCUGCUUGUAGCUGAUGAAAUAGCAUCAGACACAGAGGGUGGCUUCUCCGUAUGAUUUUUGGGCUGAUAGGGUUGGGGGUGCCUCUGGCAGGGAUGGGGAUAGGGUGGGUGAUUGAGCCACUCUGAUGAAUACCAGACUCCAGGAAGUUCCUCUAGAAACCACCGACCCAGGAGACAGGUCUUGUCAGAGUAAUUAUAAUGAAAAUUACCUGAGGUAGGGACCCUGCUUGGAGAGCGGAGGUUUCUUCUGUAUUGUUUUGGGACUUGAUCAAAACUUCUUGUACAAAGUCAUAGGCAAUGUGCAUUUCCUCUUGCCUUACAUUUCCCACCUGUUGAGGGCAGGUGAUGAGACCACAGGCAAGGAAGGAAAAUUAAUACUUAUUUGAGCACCCACUGGGCACCAGGCCCAUUAUAUGCCCAGUCCUUUAAUCUUACCAGUGCUGUGAGGAUCUUCAUUUUUAUAGACGAACAAAUUGGGGCUUAGACAGAUGACUUGCCUGAGGUCCCAUAGCUAGUAAAAGGCAGACCAGGUCUCAAAAAUCAGGCAAGUAGGGAACCAGGAUUUGCAUGUAGCAUCGGACUCCAAAUUCUCUAUUCUUUCCAUGACAUUUCCUAAUGUGCCUUCCGCAAGAUAAAAAACUAGACGAGAGCUAAAGUAGGCAACAUUCAACUUUAAUGACCUCAGGAUGGGGCCAGGGUAGUAAAAAGACUGGGAACCUGGCUGCACCAGCUCCGCUGAGGGGCCUCUUCCUCUGGGAGUCAGGAGAGUCAUCUCAUGACUGGGGUAACUUAUCC